Molecule: messenger RNA, 1158 nt
Organism: Olea europaea var. sylvestris
Lineage: Eukaryota; Viridiplantae; Streptophyta; Magnoliopsida; Lamiales; Oleaceae
Product: protein FAR1-RELATED SEQUENCE 5-like
Exons: 2
Coding region: 1-1158 (385 amino acids)
Biological process (GO): regulation of DNA-templated transcription
Source: RefSeq, a predicted model, not a curated record
AUGGAAGAUGGGAAUCCUGAUUUGUUGCUACAAUCUGAUAAUGAGAACGCUAUGGAGAAUUUGAAUAUGGUGGACAAUGAAAAUGUAGGAGAAGAUAUGGUGUUAGUGCCUAAAGUGGGUAUGACGUUUAGUGAUGAGAAGGAAAUGUUUGAUUUCUACAAAAAAAUAUGCUUACGCCGUUGGCUUUUCGGUGCAAAAAAGGGGGAAGAUGGAGUUAUGAGAUAUGUGACAUUCACAUGUAAUCAUGAAGGUCGGAGAACUUAUGCUAUAGGCGAUUCCUUGAAACCGCAACCAACAUGUCAAACUGAUUGUAAAGUAAGAAUAUCUGCAUCUUUAGAUACUCUGGGAAUAUGGAGGAUUAACAAAGUGUACCUUGACCACAAUCACAAAACAAGCCCAUCAAAGUCUAGGCUGUACCGAUGCAACAGAAAAUUGAGUGCAAGUGUGAAACGAAAGCUUGAGGUGAAUGAUAUGGCAGGAAUUCCCUUGCAUAAGAGUUAUAAUUCUGCAGUUGUUGAGGCUGGUGGAUAUGAGAACACGACUUUUAUGGAGAAGGAUUGUCGGAACUACAUUGAACAGACUAAAGAAUUUUUUUGGGCAGACAAUAGAUGUAGGCAAUCUUGCAGGGAGUUCGGUGAUGUUGUCACUUUUGAUACUACCUACCUCACUAAUAAGUACGACAUGCCGUUUGCCCCUUUUGUUGGCGUAAAUCACUAUAGUCAAUCCACACUGCUUGGCUGUGGAUUGUUGUCGAACGAGGACACAGGGACGUUUGUGUGGUUGUUUAGAACUUGGCUUGAGUGUAUGCAUGGUCAAGCUCCUAAUGCCAUCAUUACUGAUCAGGACUGGGCAAUGCAAAAUGCCAUUCAGAUUACUCUUCCAAACACGAAGCAUAGAUGGUGCCUAUGGUACAUUAUGAAAAAGUUGCCUGAAAAGUUUGCAUACCACGUUGAAAAGAGCUCAACAUUUUUUGCUAUACAUGGUCUGGUAUAUGAUGCGGAGAAUGUACAAGAAUUCGAAAGAGGUUGGAGGUCGAUGCUCGAUGUGUAUGACUUGCAUGAUAAUGCUUGGCUAUCAGGAUUAUAUGAGAACAGAGGUCGGUGGGUGCCUUGUUUUUUGAAAACCACAUUUUGGGCAGGCAUGUCCACGACACAAUGA